CUGCAAACGUUGAUCCCUUCCUAAAACGCUACAGGGCGAAGGAUCACUUUUUAUAUUCCUACACGCUACACGAUGGCGACAUUCAACCACGAGCUGCAUACGCGCUAUUUCCUCAAGAAUCUGCGGUCGCUGCCUGCGCCGUACGCGUCCCAGGACUCGCAGCGGGUAGUGUUGGCCUUCUUCUGCAUCCACGGACUGGCGCUGCUGGAGGAGCUGGAGCGCGUAGACAAACACCAGAUCAUUGAGUGGGUCUACAGUCUGCAGGUGCCUCCGGAUUGCCGUGAUGCCAGCCUCAAUGCGGGCGACUGCGGCUUCCGGGGCGGGACUUUCAUGGGAAAUGCCUUCGGUUGCCCACCGUCCCAGUAUCAGAGCGAAGUGUACGACUCGAGUAACAUCGCAUCGACCUUCGCGGCGCUCUGCAUCCUUCGGACGCUCGGGGACGACCUCAGUAGAGUGAACAAGGCUGCAAUCAUUGGAUCUCUAAAGCAUCUACAGAACAAGAAGACAGGAUGCUUUUCGUCUGCAAAUUCUGGGUCGGAAGAGGAUAUGCGCUUCGUCUACUGCGCCUGUGCCAUCUCGUACAUUCUGGAAGACUGGUCCGGUAUCGACCUGACGGCGAUGGUGCGCUUCAUCAACUCGUGUCUGAACUAUGACGGAGGCAUCGGACUCAGUACUGGCGCUGAAUCGCAUGGUGGGGCUGUAUUUGUUGCCAUCGCGUCGCUGUUUCUGUCUGGACGAAUGAUGCAGCUCAAGUGCGAGCAUUCGGAGCUGAUACGGUGGCUGGCGUUCCGACAGCAAGGAGGUUUCCAGGGACGAUGCAACAAGAGCCCAGACUCCUGCUACGCCUUCUGGAAUGGAGCGACUCUCAAUCUCCUAGGCAAACACUCGCUCGUGGAUAUCCCCAGUUGCAAGAAGUUCAUCUACUCGUGCCAAUUCCCCUUUGGCGGACUGUGUAAGUACCCCGAUACAGUUCCAGACGUGAUGCAUUCGUACCUCAGCCUGGCAUGGCUAAGCAUUGCUGCAAAUUCAAACACGAGCAUGGUCGAUGGAGAGGAACUGCCUAAACUCGCACCUCUGGACACGAAGCUCCAAGUGCCCUUCUUCCCAAAACCUCAAUGCAUGUCGAAGAAGUGAUAGGGAGCCGAGACCAGCAAAGAGUUCCGUAGUUUAGACUUGGCUAUCGAACAAGAGAGCAAUGCGUUGCGUUCCUUCAUCCUGUUACUGUAUGCGCAGACAGUUCCAGUACUUUAAUCUAGUAACAUGCACACUAUAACAACAAGUAAAAGGAAGGUAAGAAGGUG
Phytophthora nicotianae INRA-310 is the source of this 1301-nucleotide messenger RNA. RefSeq lists its product as hypothetical. Gene Ontology annotation, cellular component: CAAX-protein geranylgeranyltransferase complex. Gene Ontology annotation, molecular function: CAAX-protein geranylgeranyltransferase activity. Gene Ontology annotation, biological process: protein geranylgeranylation. NCBI's taxonomy places the organism in Eukaryota, Oomycota, Peronosporomycetes, Peronosporales, Peronosporaceae. The record is from RefSeq and is a predicted model, not a curated record. The transcript has 3 exons. Bases 73 to 1134 code for a protein of 353 amino acids.